This is a messenger RNA of Vicia villosa (hairy vetch), 2075 nucleotides long. Its product is annotated as serine/threonine-protein kinase AtPK2/AtPK19-like. Gene Ontology annotation, molecular function: protein serine/threonine kinase activity; ATP binding. Bases 437 to 1864 code for a protein of 475 amino acids. The record is from RefSeq and is a predicted model, not a curated record. Gene Ontology annotation, biological process: protein phosphorylation. The transcript is spliced from 7 exons. Lineage: Eukaryota; Viridiplantae; Streptophyta; Magnoliopsida; Fabales; Fabaceae.
AAAAUCAACUAUGACCAAUUCACCCACUCACAUCUCGCCACGUUUCACUCCAAACAAGAUAACCAUCCAAACAUCUUUUAAGUCGCAUCACACUUUCUCUCUCUAAAAAAACACAUUCCUCGCAAAACACCGUUGCUCCUCCCCGCAACCUCCCCCGAUUGUCAAUUUGGAUCUUCAUGAGUUCAACAACCACUGGAGCAUACUUGGUUUCCUGUAAUUCGGGAAACAAGAACAACGGUCUCUUCUGCUGGAUUUUGAUCUGCUUGCUACCAAAAUUCUUGGGAACUGCCUUUGCAUACAUUAACUUCCUUCUCAUUCAGGCUAUUGAUAGGAGUCCAUCUGCAGUGAGGGUUCGUUUGAUUAACGUAUAGUUUUUUAUUAGUUUGGUCAUCAGCAUCGUUAGAGAUUAGAUCGUUUGUUUGGUAAGUGGUGAAAAAUGGUUUCCUCUCAGUUUUCUGGUAUGAGUGUGGCUGGCAUGUGUAAACCGUUGCUCUUUCCUGUUAAUGAUCCUGGUAGUGCGACCACGGAUCAAGUUGAGAUGGAUUUCUCUGAUGUUUUUGGUCCUCUUACUGUUGAAGUCAAUAAUAAUUUUUCUUUUGACUCUGUUGAUGAAUCGAGCGAGUUGGUUUAUGAUGACCCGGAAGUUAUCGUUACUCGUUCGCAUUCUCUGGUUGGUCCUUCUAAUUGUGUUAGUCAGUCACUCAAACUCAGUAAGCUCACCAUUCAUGAGUCUGACUCGGACAAUUUGUUGGAGAUAGUGGAGAGUGUUAGUGAAGAGACCAUUGAAGACGUCAAAGAGGUUAUCGAUGAGGAAUCUUUGAAUGAUGAAGACAGGAGCCUCGUGGAGAUCCAGAGAGUUAGCAUUGAAGAUUUUGAGGUUUUGAAGGUUGUGGGGCAGGGUGCGUUUGCAAAAGUAUAUCAGGUGAGGAAAAAGGGCACUUCGGAAAUAUAUGCUAUGAAGGUUAUGCGGAAGGAUAAGAUUAUGGAGAAAAACCAUGCCGAAUACAUGAAAGCUGAGAGGGAGAUUUUGACAAAGAUUGAGCACCCCUUUGUUGUGCAACUUAGAUACUCUUUUCAGACAAAAUACAGAUUGUAUCUUGUGCUGGAUUUUGUAAAUGGGGGCCAUCUCUUCUUUCAGCUAUAUCACCAGGGCCUUUUCAGAGAGGAUCUUGCACGCAUAUAUGCCGCCGAGAUUGUUUCUGCAGUUUCCCAUCUCCACUCAAAGGGAAUAAUGCACAGAGAUCUAAAACCUGAAAAUAUCCUUAUGGAUGUCGAUGGCCAUGUUAUGUUGACUGAUUUCGGCUUAGCAAAACAAUUUGAAGAAAGUACAAGAUCUAAUUCGAUGUGUGGUACAUUAGAGUACAUGGCACCUGAGAUUAUUCUUGGCAAGGGCCAUGAUAAGGCUGCUGAUUGGUGGAGUGUAGGCGUCUUACUGUUUGAGAUGCUCACUGGGAAGCCGCCCUUCAGUGGUGGGAACCGUGAGAAGAUUCAGCAGAAGAUAGUGAAAGAUAAGAUUAAGCUGCCAGGAUAUUUGUCAAGUGAAGCACAUGCACUGUUGAAAGGGCUGCUACAGAAGGAAGCACCAAAGCGGUUGGGUUGUGGAGCUAAAGGGUUUGCGGAAAUUAAAGGGCACAAGUGGUUCAAACCAAUCAAUUGGAAGAAGUUGGAUGCACGUGAAAUCCAACCAAGCUUUAGGCCAGAAGUAGCCGGAAAGUACUGUGUUGCAAACUUUGAGAAGCGCUGGACUGAUAUGCCUGUUGUUGAUUCACCAGCUGCAAGCCCAAAUGGUGGAAAUCCCUUCAAGGACUUCUCUUAUGUCAGACCUGCAGCCUCUUUUCUUCAACAGAAUAGCCCUGCUUGCUAAACUCCAUUUCUUGCAUUUGUUUAAGAUGACACUUUUUCUUAUAAGCACUGUCAUAGGAAUUGCCAUCAAGAAUAAUUUUCCUCGGCCUUUUCAUUAGUAGCUAAUUUGAACUUUGUAGUAUGUGCCUUUGUGGCUCUACAAUUGUUGAGCCGACUUUGCUAGAACCUGUGAUUUGGAGAAAAUAAAUUGUUAUUUAUGCACUGUUAAACAA